This is a messenger RNA of Contarinia nasturtii (swede midge), 2092 nucleotides long. RefSeq names its product dimodular nonribosomal peptide synthase-like. Gene Ontology annotation, molecular function: catalytic activity; phosphopantetheine binding. Gene Ontology annotation, cellular component: cytoplasm; cytosol. The transcript has 2 exons. The record is from RefSeq and is a predicted model, not a curated record. The annotation marks the transcript as partial. NCBI's taxonomy places the organism in Eukaryota, Metazoa, Arthropoda, Insecta, Diptera, Cecidomyiidae. Gene Ontology annotation, biological process: secondary metabolite biosynthetic process; amino acid activation for nonribosomal peptide biosynthetic process.
AUGCUAAGUGACAUCGACACGCCAACUUUGCCGUUUGGUCUUAGUGAUGUCCAUCGCAGUGGUACCGACGUUAAUGCUGCAGAACUUGCUUUGCCACAAGAACUGAAUAAUCAGUUGCGAGCUCUUGCACGUCAUUUCCGUGUAAGCUUGGCCAGUUUGUGCCAUUUGGCUUGGGCACAAGUACUUUCUCAUACCAGUGGAAAUGAGGCAGUUGUAUUUGGUACUGUGCUACUCGGUCGUCUACAGUCCGGCGAAGGAAAUGAAACUGCAAUGGGGCUAUUGAUCAACACGCUGCCAUUGCGGUUGGAUAUCGAUGAUACAACAGUUGAAAACGCUGUGCGAAACGCUCAUUCUCAAUUGAGUAGUUUAUUGACACACGAAUAUGCAUCGCUGGCCUUGGCACAACGAUGCAGUGCCGUACCAGUUGCUCUACCACUUUUCAGCGCAUUAUUGAACUGUCGCCAUGAAACACAAGAAGAGCAUGUCACUACUGAACUUCCUACUGGAGUUAGUGUUCUUAAUGGUGAUAGUAAAACAAAUUACCCAUUGUCGUUGUCAGUAGAUGAUGAUGAAAAUUCGUUGAAUCUUUCGGCCCAAGUGAUAUUGCCAGUAUCAGCAACACGGAUUUGUGCUUAUAUGCAACAGGCUUUAAUAUCCCUGGCCGAUGCCAUGACGAACACACCACAACAAUCAAUACGGUCAUUAACAGUGAUGCCACAAGAGGAGCGUAAAAUGUUGCUUCAUAGCUGGAACCAAACCAAAGUCAACUAUCCAUCUGUACACUAUAUUCAUGAAUUAUUUGAGGCGCAGGUGAAGAACGAUGGACAAGCCAUUGCUAUUGAGUGUGAAGGAGAAACAAUUAACUAUUCAGAUCUUAAUGCACAAGCAAAUCGAUUAGCACACUACCUGAUUGCGAAAGGUGUUAUGCCAGAUGAUCGCAUAGCACUUUGCGUGAAACGCAGUACGAAUUUACUCGUAGCUAUAUUGGGUAUUUUAAAAUCGGGCGGUGCUUAUGUUCCGCUUGAUCCAGCCUAUUCCAGUCAACGGCUACAAAAUAUUCUUGAGGAUGCCGAACCAGUGUGUUUGUUGACAGAUGCCCCUGGUCAGGAAGCACUUGGAGACCAUCAAGUGCCAGUAGUGGACUUAGAUCAAGCAUUGCCUGACGGUCUAUCAACAGCCAAUCCUGACUCAAAAAAAACUGGGAUUAGCUACGGCUCAUCUGGCCUAUGUAAUUUACACAUCCGGCUCGACCGGAACUCCGAAAGUCAGGACAAAUGGUGUCUCUUCCACUCAUACUCGUUUGAUUUUUCCGUGUGGGAGAUGUGGGGUGCAUUAUUCAAUGGAAGUCAAUUGGCGAUUGUGCCUUACAAUCUCAGUCGGUCACCGCUUGAAUUUUAUGAAUGGACUUGUAGCAGUGGUAUAACUGUGCUUAAUCAAACUCCUUCUGCUUUUAAAACAUUUAUGCAGAUGAAAAGUACCAGUUCACUGUGUGAUCGACUACGCUAUGUGGUCCUUGGAGGUGAAGAAUUAGAUGCAUUGACCGCAAAGAGCUGGUACGAAAAGUGUUCAAAAGGUCAAACAACUCUAGUCAAUAUGUAUGGUACGACGGAAACAACGGUUCAUGCCAGCUACCAACGGUUAGAAUCGGAAAAAUCUGUUCAUUCAGUCGGACGACCGCUUGCAGAUCUUUGUUAUUAUCUGUUAGACGCGCAUAGCGAACCAGUGCCAUUGGGAGUCGAAGGAGAACUGUAUAUUGGUGGUGGUGGUGUGGCACGCGGCUAUCUCAACCGACCUGAACUUACUGCGGAACGAUUUUUGUCCGAUCCAUUCAGUGAUAGUCCAGGGGCUCGCAUGUAUCGCACCGGUGAUCUGGCACGCUAUCUACCUGACGGCAAUUUGGUCCAUUUGGGACGCAUCGAUCAACAGGUUAAAGUCCGUGGUUUCCGUGUUGAGCUUGGUGAAAUCGAGGCUCGUUUGAUCGAACAUCCCCAAGUAAGCGAAGCAGUUGUUUUGUUAUGUAAAAACAAUACUGAUGCACGUCUCGUCGCCUAUGUUGUGGUCGAUCCAGAUGAAUCGCUUGCUCAAAAUUUAC